AUGUCGGACGACGAGUUUUCCAUCGAUGGUCCGUCCGGCCUAGCCGCCUCGUCCGAUCGCGACAAGCGUGCGCCGCGCUUCAGCUGGACCCCAGCCUACGAGGCUACCUUCUUUCGCGCCCUCUGCGAGGCCGUCCAGCUUGGCCUGCGCGAGAACCACAGCUUUAAAGCAGAGGCCUGGGAUCGCGCCGCCGCCGCUCUGCAGGAGAAGCACGCCGCCUAUCCGACCAAGAACCACCUUGUCAACAAGUCCGAUAAUGCGCGGAAGAAGUUUCGUCUGUGGAGAGGUCUGCGCGAAGACCCCGAGUUCCUCUACAAUCCCAAUACGCGAACUGUCACGGCGACUGAGGAGGCAUGGAGGUCACAUAUCGAGGCCAUGGACAUCUUCUUCCGCGACUUUGCCGACGAAGACAUGGACCUUCAGCUAAAGAUUGCCGAGAAGGCCCUCGCCGACGAGAACAAGGCCAUGGUCUUCUGUAAGAUGCCCGCCACGUUGCGGAAGCACUGGGUCAAGCGCCUGCGCGAGGUGCACAACAACCGCGUGACGUGA
Messenger RNA from Verticillium alfalfae VaMs.102, 549 nucleotides. RefSeq lists its product as hypothetical. Bases 1 to 549 code for a protein of 182 amino acids. The transcript has 2 exons. NCBI's taxonomy places the organism in Eukaryota, Fungi, Ascomycota, Sordariomycetes, Glomerellales, Plectosphaerellaceae. The record is from RefSeq and is a predicted model, not a curated record.